Molecule: messenger RNA, 4499 nt
Organism: Plectropomus leopardus (leopard coralgrouper)
Lineage: Eukaryota; Metazoa; Chordata; Actinopteri; Perciformes; Serranidae
Product: polyamine-transporting ATPase 13A3-like
Biological process (GO): polyamine transmembrane transport; intracellular calcium ion homeostasis
Cellular component (GO): late endosome membrane
Molecular function (GO): ATP hydrolysis activity; ATPase-coupled monoatomic cation transmembrane transporter activity; ATP binding
Source: RefSeq, a predicted model, not a curated record
CCUGUGCUGUGUCGGCGCGUGCCUUCAGACACAUGUUAAGAUCGGUGUUGCACGGCUGCAGGGGGCACGCGAGCAGACUUUUGAUGCAACGCGUUACUCACCUGACUAAACAACGCGUCAUGCAUUGACAGCGAAGAGAGGAGGCAUCGUUGUUGCACUUCUGACAGAAUGAAGACAAGAGAAGGGAAGAUUAUAAACCAGGGUCUGGAGGAUGAGAUGGAGGUGUGGGGUUAUCAGCCCUGUCUGUGGAAGAUGAUCCUGGUGGGUGUGGGUGCUGUGUGCUCCGGGGGUCUCCUGCUGCUUCUGCUCUACUGGCUGCCUGAGUGGGGCGUUAAGGGCACCUGCACACACACCUCGCUGAGGGACGCACACACACUGCUGAUCAGGACCACAGAUGAGUUCAGGCAGUGGUUCAAAGCCAAAGUGCAUGUUAUGUCGGCUCCGGGGAAGAAACCUUUCGACAGCCUGGAUCUGCAGUCCACAGCUCAGCUGCCGAAUGGAGACAACGGCAUCAGUGCCGCGCAUGAGGAGAAUCAUGGGAAAUUUGCCCAUAGACAGCUUGCUCAGAUCCACUACUUCACCCACCACAGCACCAAAUACUACUGGAAUGAUGUGACACAGAACUUUGAAUUUUAUGAAGGCUUGGAGGAUGUGAAGGUGAGCUGUGCAAGCAUCCACUCUGACCACAGCUCAGGACUUUCUAAAACACUGCAGGACUACAGGAGGUUGUUUUUCGGAGAGAAUGAGAUCGCUGUAAGAGUGCCGUCUCUGUUCAAGCUCCUCAUAAAGGAAGUCUUGAAUCCUUUCUACAUCUUCCAGCUCUUUAGUGUUGUUCUGUGGAGCGCUGAAGACUACUACUAUUAUGCUACAGCCAUAGUGUUCAUGUCUGCGAUUUCAAUAGCUACCUCACUGUAUACCAUUAAAAAGCAAUAUGUGAUGCUGCAUGAUAUGGUAGCAGCUCACAGCGUGGUCCGAGUCUCAGUGUGCCGAGGAAAUAAAGAUAUUGAACAGGCCAUGUCAACAGAGCUCGUACCCGGUGAUGUCAUCGUUGUUCCAGCGAAUGGGAUGAUCAUGCCCUGUGACGCUGUGCUCACCAGCGGGACUUGCAUCGUAAAUGAGAGCAUGUUGACAGGAGAGAGCGUGCCAGUUACCAAGAUAAGUCUGCCCAGUUCAGGCGAGGAUGCGGCCGGGACCUUUAGUACAGAGGAGCACAAAAGACACACUCUGUUCUGUGGAACACGCGUUAUCCAGACCCGCUUCUACGCUGGAGAACUGGUGAAGGCGGUUGUUGUCAGAACAGGCUUCAGUACAGAGAAAGGCCAACUUGUGCGUUCCAUCCUCCACCCGAAACCUACCGACUUCAAGCUGUACCGAGAUGCUUACCUUUUCUUGUUGUGUCUGGUGGGGGUGGCAGGGAUCGGCUUCAUCUACACCAUAGUCCUCAGUAUCAUGAACAAGGUUCCAGUUAAAUACAUCAUAAUUGAAUCUCUGGACAUCAUUACCAUCACUGUGCCUCCGGCCUUACCCGCUGCCAUGACGGCUGGUAUUGUGUACGCGCAGCGUCGUCUGAAGCGUGUUGGCAUCUUUUGCAUCAGUCCUCAGAGGAUCAACAUGUGUGGUCAAAUGAACGUGGUCUGCUUUGACAAGACUGGUACUCUCACUGAAGAUGGUCUGGACCUGUGGGGUGUUCAGCCAGCUGAAAAUGGCAGCUUCUCUCCCCCUGAGUCUGAUGCAGCUAAAGAGAGUCUGGUGACCAGUGUAUUUGUGGCCUGCAUGGCUACCUGCCACUCGCUGACCAAGAUCGAGGGCGAGCUCUCCGGAGACCCUUUAGACCUCAAGAUGUUCAAUGCAACCGGCUGGAUCCUAGAGGAGCCCACAGAGGAAGAGACUGCUCUACACAAUCCCAUAAUGCCCACAGUUGUGCGACCUCCAAAGCACUUCGUCCCUGAGGCCAUUCACAACAGUCCACUAACUCAGAACACGUCCUGUGAGAUUGGUAUUGUGCGUCAGUUCCCCUUCUCCUCGGCCCUGCAGAGGAUGAGUGUGGUGGUCCGGAGGCUGGGAGAAAAACACAUGAACGCUUUCUUGAAAGGAGCACCGGAGGUUGUGGCCAGCCUCUGCAAACAGCACACAGUCCCACAGAGCUUCACAGAGACUCUGGAGACAUACACCAGGCAGGGCUUCAGGGUUAUUGCCCUGGCACAUCGACAGCUGGAGUCCAAACUCUCCUGGCACAAAGUCCUGAGUCUCAGCAGGGACCUGAUAGAAACCAACAUGGAGUUCCUCGGUUUGAUCAUCAUGCAGAACAAAAUUAAAGAGGAGACUGCCGGGGUUUUACGAGCAUUACAUCAAGCAAACAUCCGCACUUUGAUGGUCACGGGUGACAACAUGUUGACGGCGGUGUCGGUGGCUCGAGAUUGUGGGAUGGUACGUGCACAUGAGAGGGUCAUUAUUGCAGAUGCUGCGCCUCCUAAGGAUUCCCACCCUGCCAGUAUCACGUGGCAUUACACUGAAAACCCCGCUCAGACCGACAAGGACAAUCAGACUGUGGAGAUAAACUUGGAGGACGGGUUACAUGACAAGCAUGUUACUCAGCAGGAACAGAGCUAUCACUUUGCUGUGAGUGGCAGAGCCUUCGCUGUUAUCACUGAGCACUUCCCUCAACUCGUCCAUAAGCUCGUGCUGGGAGCCACUGUGUUUGCCCGCAUGGCUCCAGACCAGAAGACUCAGCUGGUGGAAGUCCUGCAGAGCAUGGACUACACAGUUGGGAUGUGUGGCGAUGGUGCCAAUGACUGUGGAGCUCUGAGGAGAGCUCACAGUGGGAUCUCGCUGUCUGAGCUGGAGGCUUCUGUUGCUUCACCCUUCACCUCCUCCACCCCCAACAUCUCCUGCGUCCCCAACCUCAUCAGGGAGGGCCGAGGUGCACUCAUAACAUCAUUCUGCGUUUUCAAGUUCAUGGCUCUCUACAGCAUCAUCCAGUACCUCAGUGUCACCCUGCUCUACUCGAUCCUCAGUAAUUUGGGAGACUUUCAGUUCCUCUUCAUUGACAUCGCCAUCAUCCUCAUCAUCGCCUUCACAAUGAGUCUUAACUCUGCGUGGAAGGAGCUGGUGUGGCACCGCCCGCCGUCCAGUCUGAUCUCUGGUCCACUGCUCUGCUCGGUUCUGACCCAGAUCCUCACUUGCCUGGUCUUCCAGGUCCUGGCUUUCCUCUUAGUACGACAGCAGAGUUGGUAUGAGACAUGGACACCUCAGUCAGAUGCCUGUAACAUCUCCAACUCCAGACACAAUGUGAACGUAACAAGCCCCCCUGACCCCAAAAACAUUAGAAACUACGAGAACACCACCCUCUUCUACGUCUCCUCCUUCCAGUAUUUGGCUGUUGCAAUCGUUUUCUCCAAAGGAAAGCCCUUCAGACAACCAAGCUACAAAAACUGGCCUUUCAUGCUGUCCUGCAUCAGUCUGUACACUUUUCUACUUUUCAUCAUGCUGUAUCCGGUUCCUGCCAUUGACAGCUUACUGGAGAUCGUGUGUGUUCCCCAUGACUGGCGCGUCACACUGGUCAUCAUUGUCAUGGUGAAUGCGGCUGUGUCUUUCAUGCUGGAGAUUUUGAUCCUUGACAUCAUCUUGCGGAGGCUAGUUUUCAGAUGCAAUCAGGGGGGAAAUCGCCCCACAGAGCCCCCCUCUGCUGGCACACCUCAGGAGGCCAACGACCGCUGUGGCUCGUCUUUCCUAUCCUGGUUGUUCUGUCGGAGGAACAAGCCUCCAAGGGUGCGCUACAUGCACCUGGCGCUGGAGCUGCAGGAUGACGGGGACUGGCCCCCCAGACCCUCCACUGUCACCUACGCCAGCAAUCCACAAUCCCACAUUUGUGACCCCCUCUGACGCCAACAUGACCAACAAGCAAACUACUGCACAGGCUAAACCUCAAAUCCCCAACAAGCCUCCAUGUUGACGUGGCGUGAGUUGAGCCCAGAGAUGUGAUGGAUGCUUGGAUGAUGUGUGUGCGACGUGGAUCCUGCUGGAUGCCAGUGACCAGUCCAGGUCAUAAAGGUGAGGCUCUGACACUGAGUUUCUCACCCAUACAUUUUGAUUCACCUCACCAGGAUGGACAAACACUCUGCACCUGAUUUUCGCCGUACUGUCUUGUCACACUGCUGAAACUUGAGCCAGAGGUCUUCGUUAAAGGAAUAGUUGAGCAUUUUAAGAAAUAAAAGUACGCUUAUUUUCUAGAUUAACAUUACUGUUAUAUCUGUACGCUAAAUAUAAAGAUAGUCACAGCAAUUGCAGACUGGUUUAGCUUAACACAAAGACCCAAAAAAGGUGGAAACAGCUAGCCUUGCUCUUGUCUGACUGUACUCAAAGCGCCAAAAAAAUACAUUUGAGAAACUCAAAAGGAAUGUCUCUUUUCACAAAUUAUGACCUGCUACUCAAGAUAAUCCACAGACCUUGUUGUGAGCAGUUUCACAUAGGAACUAUUUUCUUUCUACUAAACUACACCC